Messenger RNA from Ilex paraguariensis (yerba mate), 591 nucleotides. The record is from the annotation of a GenBank genome assembly. NCBI's taxonomy places the organism in Eukaryota, Viridiplantae, Streptophyta, Magnoliopsida, Aquifoliales, Aquifoliaceae.
AUGACCACCACUCACUUGGUUCAGUUCUGCGACAGAAUCAUAGAAACAACAAUCACAUACCACAGUUCCAUAGCCGAUGAUUGGGUGCGGAGCAUUCGAUCCAAGCACAAUGGACAAAAGAUAAUAGUAGGCUUGGACUGUAAGUUUAGAUCUCACCCCAUCAGAUCAAUGAGUAACAAGAUUGCAACCUUACAGCUAUGUGUUGAGACCAACUGUCUUAUAGUCCAACUGUUCUACCUGGACUACAUUCCCAUUUCCCUUGGGAAUUUGUUAGUCGACCCUGACAUUACGUUUCUUGGAAUUGAGGUUUAUUACAAUGUGUUGAAGCUACAGAAAGAAUAUGGGAUAAAUUGUCGCAACAAGGUUGAUAUUCGUUCAUUAGCAAAAAUAUGGUUUCCGAUAAGCUGUCAUCGAAACCCUGCAGGUUUAAAAGCUCUUGCAUAUGGAGUGGCAGGGCUUUCCACGCGGAAACGCAAGAACAGCUCUGAGUGUGAUUGGGAAUGUAGGGAUCUUGGUGAUGAGCUGAUUGAGUAUGCCUGUGUUGAUGCUUAUGCUUUGUAUAGAAUUGGGCACGAGCUGCUUAAGAUGUAG